Auanema sp. JU1783 is the source of this 1074-nucleotide messenger RNA. Lineage: Eukaryota; Metazoa; Nematoda; Chromadorea; Rhabditida; Rhabditidae. The record is from the annotation of a GenBank genome assembly.
AUGUUCGGUCGUUUAGAAGGAAAAGCCGAAGAAUGCGUUCAAAAGGAGGAUUACUAUGAAGCUCACCAAAUAUACAGAACUUUAUGCUUUAGAUAUAAAAACUCAAAAAGUUUUUCUGAUUUGCUUCGGGUAUCUUACAAUGGAAGUAUGACUUUGUUGAAAAAGAAACAGUUUGAAUCGGGCGUCGACAUGGGUUGCUUAUUCGUUGAAGCCCUCAUCGUUUCUGAUACCAAACCUACUGCGGAAAACAUAGAAAAAAUUAUUAUGUUCUUAGAGAUGCAACUUGAAAUGGAGAAAGAGGCUACUGACGCUGGAUUAGCAAUUAAAAGAUUCCGUGUUGCCACGGAUAAGUUCAUAUCGGAUGCGGUUAAAUGGUCCCAGCAACAUUCGAGGAACCCCCGUGAAGCAGCCCAUGGAACUGAUGCUCUCAACAAGAGUCUCGCAGAGACUUUUUCCAAGUUUGAUGAUAUUGAAAGAGCAAGAACACACUAUUUACUCAGUGAAGACGCCGAGGGUUUCUCCCGCUUCCUCAUCGCAUCUCUCUCUAAAUUUGGUGAACCUGAUGAGCACGAUCUCUUCAUUGCACUGGCCGUCCUCCAAUUACUGUGCUUGAAAAGGGCCAAAACUGCUUGGACACUUUUCACUCAUUACAUCGGAAAUAGUCCUGUUGGAUAUGGGGAAUUGCCAUGCAAAUAUCCUCUUAUCAACUUCAUUUGGCUUCUGUUGUUGGCUGUUCCAAAGAGAAACUCCGCAACAUUCUGCGAUUUAGUGAACAAGUACACACCGUCUCUAGAUAGGGAUCCUCAAUACAAGCCAUUAUUGGAUAAAAUUGGCAAAGUUUUCUUCAAAAUUUCUGAACCAGGAGCUGCUGGAGGAUUUUUGGGAAAUAUGCUCAGAGGACUAAUGGGAGGAGAAAGGGCUGCUGAAGAACAGUUCAGAGCAUCAGAUGUUGAAUUUGAAGAUGACGUAAUGAUUGUUGAUGAAGACGGAUAUACUACUGCUAACGAUAGUGAUGGCAAUGACGGUCCUGGUGCGAAACAAUCAGCAGUAGACCAAAUGGACGAUCUUGAUUAA